Pleurotus ostreatus (oyster mushroom) is the source of this 1662-nucleotide messenger RNA. RefSeq lists its product as uncharacterized. Gene Ontology annotation, cellular component: fungal-type vacuole membrane. The record is from RefSeq and is a predicted model, not a curated record. Gene Ontology annotation, biological process: calcium ion transmembrane transport; intracellular calcium ion homeostasis. Gene Ontology annotation, molecular function: calcium:proton antiporter activity. The transcript has 20 exons. NCBI's taxonomy places the organism in Eukaryota, Fungi, Basidiomycota, Agaricomycetes, Agaricales, Pleurotaceae. Bases 1 to 1662 code for a protein of 553 amino acids.
AUGACACCAGUGAACGAAGAACCUGACGAUGUUGUGCAGCACAUGGCCAGCGGACGACAACAGCCACUUCAAUCCACACUUAGCCAUCGCCAGCGAACAGGCAGCCUACCUCAAAAUAAUCUCACCGAAACCGACGGGGCUUCAAUGACUAGAUCCCCCACCAGAAAUCUCCUCAGAGCUGCUUCCAUGCUACUGAUACCCGACAAAAAGGUUGGUCCUGCACCAUCGGUUGUGGACAGUUUGAGGAGUAUCCUGUUCGCUUCGUGGUUGAACGUAUUAUUGGUCUUCAUCCCAGUAUCAUGGGCCCUCAAUUUUGCAAUGAAGGACGAACAUACUCUUAUUUUCGUUUUUUCAUUUCUCGCAAUCAUACCCUUGGCGAAGCUGCUGGCUUUCGCCACAGACGAGCUCUCGAUGAGGGUUGGGCAAACACUAGCUGGGCUUUUGAACGCAACUCUUGGAAACGCCGUCGAGCUGAUAGUUGCUAUACUUGCUCUGGUUAAAUGCCAACUGACCAUUGUCCAAUCUUCCCUUAUCGGAUCGAUCCUCUCAAAUCUGCGUAAGCGCCUUCUCGCAGAUCCUUGGCGACAGCUUACAUCCCGGUACACGAUCGUAGUUCUUGUUUUGGGCAUGUGCUUCUUCGCCGGCGGUACACAAUACUCGGAACAGGGCUUCACCGUCAGCACCGUGCAACUCAAUUCUUCCUUACUGACCAUUAGCGUAAUUGCUGUCCUGUUGCCCGCGGCGUAUAUCCUGGCAUUGUCCGAAGGCCCAGCAGACCCCAAUCAACAACAGGGCAAGCAAGUUUUGCAACUCAGUCGUGGCGUCGCCGUCAUUUUGUUGUUCAUCUAUGGUUCGUACCUUGUCUUCCAAUUAUGGUCCCAUGCGGGUCUCUACGACGAGACCAGCGACGCUGUCAUCAAAUCGCAACCGUACGCCCGCAAGUCCAAAGACAGCAAGAGGAAAUCAUCAAAAGACGAACCCCGGCCUGAUAACGUUAUCGACUCGCAUACUUCGAGUUCGAGGACAGCGACCAUCAAUGGCAACCCACCCAAUUCGCCCAUUCAGAACUCGACUGUCCCGUUCGCAAAUGGAUCUCAACAUGACCUCGAGAACGGCAACGGGCGCAUCGGCAACGCACUAAAGGAAGAGGAGGAAGAGAAACCUCAAUUAAGUGUUUGGAUGACUGUGGGACUGCUUGUUGUUGUCACAGUGCUGGUCGCCGUCACUGCUGAAUGGUUGGUGGAUUCCAUUGACGGGUUGACCGAGGGCGGUACAAUCAGCAAGGAGUUCGUCGGCGUGAUAUUACUUCCCAUUGUAGGCAACGCAGCGGAGCAUGUAACGGCGGUCACUGUCUCCAUCAAGGACAAGUUGACGCUGAGUCUCGGUGUCGCCGUUGGCUCCAGUAUACAAAUCGCCCUCUUUGUCAUUCCGUUCAUUGUCACCUUGGGCUGGAUUCUGGGCAAACCGUUGACCUUGCUGUUCGAUCCAUACGAGUCAAUAUCACUCUUCCUUGCUGUUCUCACCGUCAACUACGUGGUGCAGGAUGGUAAAUCAAAUUGGCUUGAAGGCAUGAUCCUGAUGUGUCUAUAUCUUAUUUUGGGCGUGACUUUCUGGUUUUACCCUGGAGCCCCGAGCCUUGGCAUUCUCCCACAAUGCACGUAG